Molecule: messenger RNA, 689 nt
Organism: Triplophysa dalaica
Lineage: Eukaryota; Metazoa; Chordata; Actinopteri; Cypriniformes; Nemacheilidae
Product: cytochrome c oxidase assembly factor 5
Exons: 3
Coding region: 326-553 (75 amino acids)
Biological process (GO): mitochondrial respiratory chain complex IV assembly
Cellular component (GO): mitochondrion
Source: RefSeq, a predicted model, not a curated record
GUCGUUACUUAAGCGCCAUCUUCUGGUCAAAAUAUAAGUUGAUUUUGAUUUUGAAACAUUCUAGAAAUCAAUAUAGAACAUAGAAUAAUUUCACUAUCGUGUUUAAAAUCAAAUAAUUUGUGUCCCUGUCAGACCUGUCUAAGGUUAAUAUGAAAAAGGCAACCCCAAAAAUGCAUUUCCCUUCAACUUCCGGAAGUACGUAAUACUUAACAUGGCCGCUUUCAUAACAAUUUCUCUUUGACUCAUAUGCUGCAGUUUUGUCGUUUUAUCCACCAUUUCUGACUCUAUUCUUCGCUGAAACUUCCUCGGAUGAAAGCUCUACAGAAUGCCCAAAUAUUAUGAGGAUAAAGAGGAAGAUGGGCGUGCCUGCGCUGGAAUCAGAGAGGAUUUUAAAGCCUGUCUCCUUCAGCAUGACUGUGUAGUGAAGGAAGGCAAGAUGCCCAGCGAGUGUCUCAAGGAGGGACAUUGCAAAGGCUUGCAGGUGGCUUUCUUUGAGUGCAAGAGAUCCAUGCUGGACACACGAUCUCGAUUCCGAGGCAGAAAGGGAUACUGAGUAACAGCUACCUUCUAUUUAAUGUGAAGAUGUGAAUAAUAGUUAUUUUAUGCAUAUGUUUCUUUGAAGAUCCAAUUGUACAAUCCAAACUCAUUAUUUGGAAACACAAUGACCUGCAUCAGUGUAAAAUGUCAUU